GUUGGCCUCAAGGAGUAAUCCUUUUUAAGUAUAUAUAUAUACCGGUCACUGGAGUCAACUUUGUGGUUUCUGGAACAUCAUGGCUGCAAAACUUCUAUAUUCGUUAGCAGAUGAGAAUCCAGAUUUGCAGAAGCAAAUGGGAUGCAUGGUUGGGGCUUAUCAAAUCUUUGAUAAUCACCAUACGCUUGCCACCAAGCGCCUCGGCCAUGGGAAUCUUCAAGCAGGUAAUUCCCAAUUGAACAAUGGGAUCCAUGAAGGGGAUUCAAAUAAUGCCUUUCAUCGACAAACUGCUACGUCUUUUGAUUUCCAGGAAACGAACAUAAACAGAAGUGGGAGUGAGAAACAAAGGAUUUCGACGGAGUCUUCGAGAGCCUCUUUUUCAUCAUCACGCUCAUCUUCCUUCUCAUCACUGGAGUAUAACAAGACGGCUCAGCAAGAGGUCCCUUUCCCCAAAACUCCUCACAAGGAAAUGGUCAUGGACCAACCAAGUUCUCCGCAUGUAGGGUCUCAGUGCAUCGGCCUUCGAGAUGUGGUCAAGGAGUCGAUGUAUAGAGAAGCCAGAGGACUAUUGGUUCAAACAACAGCCAGAGAGGAUAUAUCGGGUAGUAUGGUGAAGCAUAGAGAUUCGCCGAGGCCAUUUCAGCUUCCUAAAUCAGUAGAUGGGUCUUAUGGUGUCGGGAUCAACGGAAAGCAAAAUGUGAGUGAUGAUUUGAAGGAGUCUCUUAGAGUUCUUGCUAAACUUCGGGAAGCACCUUUGUACUACAAUAAUGAAGCUAGGGAACCUCAAAGAUCAUCACACGAAGCAAAUGGUUCAUGGAACUUGAUUUCAAGGGACGCUAAUGCUCCUCGAUUUUCUUAUGAUGGAAGAGAGGUUAAUCAUUUAUCUUCCGAAUCACGAGACACCUUCAAAUCUGCACCAAAGCUUAAAGUGCUGCCAAGACAUUCUUUGGAUAGUUGUGAAAGGUCAAUGAGGGGUUCAAGUCAUCUUACGGAAAGUUUUCAUAGUAUUGGCAAUUUGGACGGCAGAGUUACUAAUCCGCCACAAUCACUGGGACCCCAGAAGCGCCCUCCUAAUGUUAUAGCUAAGCUGAUGGGCUUGGAGUCGUUACCGAGUUCUUUCUCAGCCGGUGAUGGCCAGUUGGGUGUUAGUAAAACCUGCUCGGUUGAAGAUAACUAUCCUUUCUUACGGUCACUAAGAGCAAAUGAUCCAAGCAGGCCGACCAGAACUAACUCCAUAAGAAGCUCAUUGAAAGACCCAGCAUCACCGCAGUGGAAAAAUCCUGAUUUGAUCAUGAAACCUAUUUCUAGUUCAAGGUUCCCGAUUGAGCCAGCACCAUGGAAACAUGUCGGUGGAAGUCAAGGCUCUCAGAAACACCCUCUGAAACAUGUAAAAGUUCCAGUCAAUAAUCCAAAUACUUUCCCUUCAGUUUAUAGUGAGAUUGGGAACAAAUUGAAAGAUCUGGAGUUUAAACAAUCUGGAAAGGAUCUCAGAGCUCUUAAACAGAUAAUAGAAGCAAUGCAAGCAAAGGGACUCCUUGAGACUCAGAAAGAAGAACAAGCGGAAAACUUGGCGACUCAAAGAGACUAUGAACCAAAAUGUACGAGCCUCAGUCAGAAUCCGAGAGGCCACCAAAGUCCACUGAACACUCUUAUCAACACAUCCCCUAAAAUAGGUUCGGAGUCUAAUAGAACAUAUGAAUGUCCUAUUGUGAUCAUGAAACCUGCAAAACUUCUUGAGAAGGUUGGUAUUCAUGCUUCAAAAGUAAUCCCGAUAGACGAAUUUUCAAGUUUUCCCAAGGUUCAAAGUGGCGGGCCUGUAGAUAACAAAAAAGGUUCGACAAAUGGUCGAGCAGCUCGAGAUUGUACUGCCAGAAACAGUCGUAGUGGUUCUGCUUUCAGCUCUAAGAGAGUUAGUAGCAGGAAUAUUAAGGCCAUACAGUUUUCAAUGAAAUCUCCAAAAGAAAGUACUGCAACUUCAGUAAAGAAUUCAGGACAGGCGAGCCCGAGACUGCAGCCGAAAAAGCUUGAAUCGGAUAGGCGAUCUCGUCCACCUACCGUACCACCUGAUCCAAGCAAACCCAGAAGGCAAUGCCACUGGCAUUUGUCUGAGUCGGGUACCUCUGGUGGUAAACAUAGACCAAAAUCUCCUGACAUGCAGCAGUGUGGUGACCAACUGAGUCAGAUAAGUACAAAAUCGCGGACUUCAAGUCACCAAGGAGGCGACAUUUCUCUGCAGUCAGAAAUCAGUAUUAUCUUGCAGUCAAAGUUAGAUGUGGAAGAACCCAGUCAUGAAAGAUCUGUCCGGAUCAUUGCUAGUCAAAGCCCAUCCGUGAAGGCUCCGAAGUGUUCAAUUUCCAGCAUAAUGCCGAAGAAAUCACAUUUGAGAAUUGUUGAAGAUGAAUUGAUACAAGAACCUGCCGUGGUUGCUCCGGAACAUCCAAGUCCGGUUUCUGUCCUUUACACCUCGUUUUAUAGAGAUUAUGAACCAUCUCCAGUAAAGCAGAUAUCAAACACCUCUGAAGGUAAUGGUGCUGAAGGUUUGAACAAAGAUCAAAAUGACGAGCAAUGCAACCCUGCAGAUAAGUGCACGGCUAACAACGUUGGGUCUGGUCUUACAUCCGAGAUUAAUCGCAAGAAACUAAAGAACAUUGAGCAUUUGGUCCAAAAACUUAGAAGACUGAACUCCGAACAUGAUGAAGCCAGUACGGAUUACAUUGCCUCUCUUUGUGGGAAUACAAAUCCUGAUCACAGAUAUAUUUCUGAAAUAUUAUUAGCCUCUGGUCUUCUACUGAAAGAUCUCGGUUCUGGCUUGACAACAUUUCAGCUCCAUCCAUCAGGCCAUCCCAUCAACCCUGAGCUGUUUUUAGUUUUGGAGCAAACCAUAUCAAGCUCUUUGGUAUUGAAAGAAGAGAGUGAUACCGGAAAUGUUUCCCAUUCAAAGCCGGACCAUGAGAAAUUCCAUCGGAAGCUUAUAUUUGAUUCUGUUAAUGAAAUUCUAGUGGGGAAGUUGGCUCUAUUCGGAGCAUUUCCAGAGCCUACAAUAAUAUUGGGCAAGUUGGCAAAGAAGUCCCUCACUGCACAUCAGCUUCUAAAAGAACUGUGCUUCGAGAUCGAGCAACUUGAAUCCAGGAAAGCAAAGUGUGAACUGGAGGGAAAUGAGGAUGGCCUGAAAAGCAUAUUGUGUGAAGAAGUAAUGAGUCGAUCGGAGAAUUGGACAGAUUUGAAUGGUGAGAUUUCCGGGAUGGUGCUCGAUGUUGAAAGAUUGGUCUUUAAAGAUUUAGUUAAUGAGAUUGUGAUUGGCGAAGAAGGUAGCUUACGAGCCAAGCAAAGCAGACGGCGGCGGCGGCUGUUUUCCAAGUAAACUAUUUGCAAAUGCCUUAUAAUUCUUCUUCAUUCACCCAUUUGUUUUCCUCAUGAAAGCAUAAUAAUAAUUCGAGGAUAAGAAUUAAGGCAGUGGUGUUUUAUAUCAUACUCUCUCAGAUUGUGACAACAUUCAUAUUUGUAUGAAAACCCUUUGUAUAUGAACUAAUGUUAUAUGGUAAUUGUCUCCUCAU
Hibiscus syriacus is the source of this 3554-nucleotide messenger RNA. Its product is annotated as protein LONGIFOLIA 2-like. Bases 80 to 3361 code for a protein of 1093 amino acids. The record is from RefSeq and is a predicted model, not a curated record. NCBI's taxonomy places the organism in Eukaryota, Viridiplantae, Streptophyta, Magnoliopsida, Malvales, Malvaceae. Gene Ontology annotation, biological process: regulation of monopolar cell growth. The transcript has 6 exons.